Messenger RNA from Panicum virgatum (switchgrass), 3268 nucleotides. RefSeq lists its product as uncharacterized. Bases 203 to 2842 code for a protein of 879 amino acids. Gene Ontology annotation, biological process: negative regulation of translation. The record is from RefSeq and is a predicted model, not a curated record. Gene Ontology annotation, molecular function: rRNA N-glycosylase activity. The transcript is spliced from 4 exons. NCBI's taxonomy places the organism in Eukaryota, Viridiplantae, Streptophyta, Magnoliopsida, Poales, Poaceae.
CGAGGGCGACGAAGUUAAAGUGGAAAUCACCUGGUACCCGGAGGUAAGCAUUAUUGAUGAGAUUGACAAGGAGGAAUUUACUACUGCGGCAGGACCAAGUGGCACAGAUGUGGUAAGUAUUGAAGGGACUGGCGAGCAGCCAGAACCAGAACAAACCAGUGUUGGGAUUGGCGAGGAAGAAAGUCGCCUAUCUAAGCUCAAAAUGAUGCCUGGCCAUCUAUGUGAAGUAGUGUACACCAUCGGAGAUGAAUUGUCAUUCAUGUCAUUCAUGAUGGAGCUACGACGCAUUCUCGCCAACCACCCAGACCAUGAGGAUAUCUUGGAUCGCCACUACGACUCAAAUCUUUCCUCCACCCGAGAACACCCAUUGCUCCCCAAGCAGCGUGCUGAACAACCCGCGAGGUGGCUUCACAUCAAGCUGCAAGUGAAGGAGGAAACAUCGACAACCCUACUCAUGCGGGAUGACAACUUGUACAUCUGUGGCUUCAUGAACCAGCAAGGAGUUUGCUAUGAGCUUCUCGACGAUUGGGACAGUGAGAAAUUGCUCCCAAGUGAAUACAAUUCUAAACGCCUACAUUGGGGUGUCAAAUACAGAACCAUUCUGGAUGUCGCAGACAAUGAAAAGGCCGUGAAAAUACUGGGAUCCAUUGGGCAGCUGGACAUAAGGAAUUUCAUGGUUAUCGCUGUGAGCGUGCUUUCACACUACCCAGAAUGUUGGACGGACUGUGGUAUGAACCCCAGGGUGGCGCUGGCGGGACUGAUCCUCAUGGUUUGCGAGUGUGCAAGGAUGAAUGCUUUCUAUGACUCCAUUGCAGAUAAAUGGAGCGAGUCGGACAAAAUGGAUCUCCGCUUGGAUGAUGUGUGGAAAUAUGUGGAGAUGUCAUAUGGUCUGCGGAAGUGGAAGAGUAGAAACUACACCGAAGUGCCGGCGCCCCUCCGUUCAUUAAAAGCCAUUUACCUAGUGCUCAACAGCCGACUACCUCUAGGUCUAGGGGGUGAGUACGGCAGCAACAGCCGACCUCGGGUAGAGUUGUUGACCAUGCGUGCCGACCUUGGAGUCGUCGGCACGAAAAUCAUCGUCUACGAUGGGAAACGAGGCCAGGUCAUAUACACGAAGAGGGAGCAAGGCAAGCAGGAAAUGGUCGAUUUGGUGUUGACUGGACCCAACAUAGGCAUCUCAGCGCUUGGGUGCUUUGCUAUCAAAGUUGACAUCCCAGGCACCGCCACUGCAGGUAGCAGCAGAGGUGAUGCCGGUGGUCCCAUCGAAUGGGAAUGGGAUUGCUAUGACCCUGCUGAAGUUGGCGACAAACCAAAAACCGUGACCCGCACCAUCAGCUCUUCGGGCCCCGGUCGCAACGUAGAGGUCACGUAUGCGGUGAUGCCUGACGCUCUUGAGGCUACUGUGCAGGUCAAGCUGCGGCUCAAAGAUGAGCACAGCCAUAGCGUUCACGGUAACAUCAAAGCACGCCCACGCCCACACAUCGCUGACUUUAAAGCCUGGAGUGUCGUCCUCUUCAGGCGAACAAAGGGGAUGGGUCAGCGUUUCUCCCCCACUGAUUCCCGGUUCCUUCAGCUAGCGCGGUCUGUUGUUGGGGUGCCACGUGGUCGGGAGCUUCACAUAGAGGUGGACCUGCAGAUUGAAACUUCCAACAUCCAAGGGUGCAAGCCUUUGAAAGUUCAUUUCUACUUCGAAGCAGGUCAAAAUCAUUGGCGUAGUCUUGUUAACGGCGACGAAAUUGAAGUGAAUGUCACCUGGUAUCCAGCAGAUCCAGAUCGGCAAGCGCAGACCCACCAAAUAAUGCCUCAGCGACGACCUGACGUAUCGUACAUCAUUGGGGAUGAAGGAGGGUUCAGUAGAUUCAUCGAGGGGCUGCGUAACACUGUGGCGGACCAUCCAUCACGCCGCGAGGAUGUCUUAGACAACCUAGAUCCCUCCAAACGAGACCAUCCAGUGAUGAUCUCCGAGGAACGCCUAAGGUGGCUUGAAAUCAAGCUGCAAGUGCAGGGCGAGGAGACGUCGACAACCCUAGCAGUUCAGGCUGACAGCUUGGAAGUCAUAGGCUUCAUGAACCAGAAAGGAAAUUGGUACGAACUCUACAGGCGGAGGCUCCCAGGCAAUUACAAAUCACAACUUCUAGACUGGGGCACAAGUUUGAGAGAGAGUAGCAACUACACAGAAAUACUGGGGGCCGAAAACAAGGAGGAAGUCGUGGAGAUACUGAAGUCCGCGAGGCUGGGCAAGACCUUCGCAGCGGACGCCGUGCGCGUGCUGUCGCACUACACAGCUGUGGCGGAUGGUGACAACCCCAGCAGUGGCGGAGCCAGGAUUGAGCUUCAGGAGGGGAUCUCCUCUUCUUCCUCCUCCUCUUGCCUCCCCUUCCCUCGUUCUUUCUUCUCAAAUUUGCAGAGAAGGCUUAGAAGGGGCUCCAUGGAAUUCCCAGUGACUCGAGGGGCUCGAGCCUCCCCAGACCCACCGCUGUAUCCGCUCAGGCUGGCGCUAGUGGGCCUGAGCGUCAUGGUCUGCCAGUCCGCGAGGAUGAACCGUCUCCACGACGCCAUUGCAGGUGGCUGGGAAACCGGGGCGAGAUUCACCACGCAACUGCUGGAUUACAUAGAGAAUUGGGAGGAAAUAUCAAGGGCUCUGCUGGUCUGGAAGGAUCACAGCUACGAAGCAUGGAUCAAAGAUGAGCGGCUUGAGAGGAUUGGAAUCAAGAGCCCGGAAGAAGCACUGGACGUCGUUCACCUCGUGUGCAGAGUUCCAAUCCGGGGGAAAGAACUAGAACGAAGCGUGUAUACGUAUGAUUCCUCGUGUGCAGAGUUCCAAUCCGGGGGAAAGAACUAGAACGAAGCGUGUAUACGUAUGAUUCCUUCUAGGGCCGUGGUGGAGGAACCUGCAGCAGGGUGGAGCCGCCGUGCAUGGUCGCUGCGCCAAAUCAGGUUAUUUAAUUGUUUCCCCCCUUUUCUUGUGACAAAUCAGCAUUAUCGAUCGUGUGCACCCUGCGUUUUUUGUUGCCAAAUCCAUCCGUUACCCUUUCGUUUUCGUCUUUAUUUAUUCUUCUUUCACAAAUCAAAUAGAGCAUGCCGUCCCGUGGAGCUAGCAUAUGUGUGAUCAUUUAAUAAGGCCGGUGGGUGUUUGGUUUGAUCCGGCCUGUAAACCCGACAGUACGUAACAAUGCAAAUGUAAACCGUAUGUAUUUUUUGUUUCAGCAUGUAAUGUAACGGUUUGCGAUAACAAUAAUACUGCUGCUCCAGUGCUCGUUAUCUUUGU